This is a messenger RNA of Cannabis sativa, 1939 nucleotides long. Its product is annotated as (R)-mandelonitrile lyase 1. Lineage: Eukaryota; Viridiplantae; Streptophyta; Magnoliopsida; Rosales; Cannabaceae. Gene Ontology annotation, molecular function: flavin adenine dinucleotide binding; oxidoreductase activity, acting on CH-OH group of donors. The transcript has 4 exons. Bases 117 to 1811 code for a protein of 564 amino acids. The record is from RefSeq and is a predicted model, not a curated record.
GUGAAGCCUAUAAAAUACGUGACUUGAAGUGCUGAACAUUUUAAUUUGAUCAGUUCAUUCGAUCGAACAUUAUCUUCAUUUUUUUGUGGCUUCAAAGUUCAAAGAUAUCAAUAAAAAUGUCCUUACAUCUUCUUACUUUGCUAAUAUUAUUAAAAACUUGUUUUCAUGGAAAAUUACUUGCUGUUCAGGCAGUUGAUUAUGAUUUUAGUUACAUGAAAUCAGUUUACAACGCAAUUGACCUACCACUAGUAGAAGAAUAUGACUACAUCGUGAUCGGAGGUGGCACAGCUGGAUGCCCCUUGGCGGCAACUUUAUCAGAAAAGUACUCGAUCCUUGUCCUCGAAAGAGGAAACACCCCUAAAGCUCACCCCAAUGUCUUGUCAUUGUCUGGAUUUCUCAAAAAUUUCAUUGAAGAAGAUAAUGGUGAUACACCGGCGCAAAGGUUCAUUUCAGAGGAUGGUGUCGAUAAUAUAAGAGGUAGGGUUUUAGGAGGGAGUAGCAUGGUUAAUGGUGGUUUUUUCUCAGAAGCUGAUGAUGAUUUCUUUGCCAAGUCCGGUGUGGAAUGGGACAUGAAUGAGGUUGAGAAGGCUUACAAGUGGGUGAAAAACAAGAUAGUGUCAUAUUCCAAUUUGUCAAUUUGGCAAUCUGUGGUGAAACAAGCUUUGUUAGAAGUUGGUAUUGGUCCUGACAACAAAGUCACUACAAAACAUAAGAUUGGAACUAAACAAUCUGGCUCUAUUUUCGAUGACAUGGGGCGAAGACAUGGCGCUGUGGAAUUGCUCAAUAAGGGAAACCUAAAAAAUUUGCGAAUUGCAUUCCAUGCCUAUGUGAAUAGAAUUAUCUUUUCCACCAAAUCUUCAAAUCAUCACCCUACCGCUAUUGGAGUUAUAUACACUGAUUCAAAAGGAAGGUCUCACAAAGCAUUAGUACACAAAAAAGGAGAAGUAAUACUAAGUGCAGGUGCACUUGGGAGCCCUCAACUUUUGCUACUAAGUGGAAUUGGUCCAAAAUCAUACCUCUCAUCACAACAUAUUCCCAUAGUCCUCUCCCAACCCAAUGUUGGAAAAUUCAUGGCUGAUAAUCCUCGUAACAACCUUAACCUCAUAACACCAUUCCCAUUAGAAUCAUCAAUUCUACAAGUUGUUGGGAUUACUAAAGAAUAUUACAUAGAAACUCUCUCUUAUAACUUGCCAUUCUCUCCCACAACAUUACCUUCAAGCUUUUUCCCUCACAACUACUCUUUAGCUAUUCCACCGCUACAAUUGAGUGUAGCGAAUAUCGUUGGAAAAGUCGCGGGACCCUUAUCAAAGGGUUCCCUUUGGUUGGCUUCCAACACUGACGUGAAAGCCACACCACAUGUUCGGUUCAACUACUUCUCUAACCCUAUUGAUCUCGAACGUUGUGUUAGCAUGAUGGGAAAAUUUAGAGAUUUGCUUAAAACUAAGUCAUUGGAUCGAAUGAAAUACAAUGAUUUGAAGGGCAAUAGAGAUUUCUUGUUCUAUGGACCUUCUUUGCCAACCAACCAAACAGCUAUUUCGAUUAUAAAAGAUUAUUGUCGAAGUUCAGUUACAACUUUUUGGCAUUAUCAUGGCGGAUGCCAAGUUGGGAAGGUUGUGGAUGGUGAUUUUAAGGUUAUUGGAAUUGAUUCACUUCGAGUUGUUGAUGGAUCAACUUUCAUUACCUCUCCUGGGACCAAUCCUCAAGCUACCAUAAUGAUGAUUGGUCGUUAUCUUGGGCUAAAGAUGAUAAGAGAACGACAGUCUAGAACUAGAAAUCUCGUGAAGUUAUUGAUUUCCAAUUAUUUAAAGUAAAUAUAAAACUAUAUAUUUUUAUGUUCCUAUACAAUAAUUAAGGUUAAUUAAGAUUUUUAUCUUUCGAACUUUAAUAAUGUAUAUAUCAAAUUAUACUUUUUAAAUUAUUAAAAAUUUAUUGUAAACUA